Molecule: messenger RNA, 1400 nt
Organism: Aplysia californica (California sea hare)
Lineage: Eukaryota; Metazoa; Mollusca; Gastropoda; Aplysiida; Aplysiidae
Product: protein HGH1 homolog
Exons: 3
Coding region: 221-1378 (385 amino acids)
Source: RefSeq, a predicted model, not a curated record
AAACUAUGUCUAUUGAAGGUACAAUGAUACAAUGGCGAUGUAAACAAACACACAUGGGGGUGUCUACUUCUACUUCUUCAUAGUCUGCGUUUCACUAAUUUUCAGAGGUGGCACAGUGUAUAUUUUUUGGUGUAGCUUGUAACAAGUUCACCCCAAGUGUUCCAUUGUUCAUCGAAAAGAUAUUUUUGUUGAAUUAAUUUUUGCUGACGUCAUAUCCAUCAUGGCUUUAGAUCAAGCCACCAAAUUACAUCUGGAGAAGGAACUGCUCCCGUUUUUAACCCUUGAGGCUCGGGGAGACUUGAAGUCUGUAGCCAUACGUUACUUUCUGGAACUGACAGGCUCAAAGGAAGGAAGAGAUUUCAUAGCAGAAGGGGACAAGUUUCUGAAGGCCAUUGCUUCUUUGACGUGUGACAAAGAAAAGGAUAUUUCCAGGGAUGCAUUUUUAACAUUGAUUAAUUUAACUGCAGAUGAGAAGAUUGCUUGGAAACUAAUGAAUACAGAAACCACUUUUAUUUAUGACUUGCUUCACAAGAUGCUCAAGCCAGAUUUUGAAUUUGCUGACCAAGCAUCAAGCAUAAUAGCUAAUACAACAAGGAUUGCAGGCUGUGCUAGCAAAUUAGCCUGUCAAAUUCUUGAAGCCAACUCGAAGGUGACAAUGGAAAAUGUGGUGAAUGUACUGUGUAAAGUGAAUUUCAAUAAAAAUGCUACUCUACAUUACCUGGGACUCAUCUUAUCGAAUCUGACACAGGUUCCUGGCAUAAGAAAAAUAAUCAUGGACAAAGAUCGUUGCAUCAUACAGAAGCUUCUGCCUUUCACAGAGUAUGCUGACUCAACAAUCCGGAGAGGAGGAAUAGUGGGGACAUUGAAGAACUGUUGCUUUGAAUAUGAGUAUCAUGCAUGGCUCUUGAGUGAGGAAGUGGACAUUUUGCCUCGACUGUUACUGCCUCUGGCUGGAGGGGAAGAGUUCGAUGAUGAUGAUAUGGAGAGACUCCCUGUGGACCUGCAGUUUUUGCCACCAGACAAAGAGAGGGAGGCUGACCCAGAUCUGAGAACAAUGCUUAUUGAGGCUGUCACUCAGUUGUGCAGCACAAAGCAAGGCCGGUUGCUGAUCAAGGAGAAGAACGCUUAUGUCAUCCUUCGAGAGCUGGACAGAUGGGAGAAAGAUCCCAAGACCAAAGUGGCAUGUAGAAAUCUCAUCGAUGUGCUUAUAUCUGAUGAACCACAGCAGGGAAUGGAGGAUUUACAUAAAGUGGAGGUGCCUGAACAUCUAGUGGAAAAAUUUAAUCAGAUGGAUUUGGACCUGCUGAGUGAUUUUAAAGAGGAACUGGACAAAAAAGCUUCUGAAGAAAAAGAAGAGAAAGGAGAAGAAAAAAGUUAAAAUAUACACCUAAAAUAAUAAA